Aspergillus puulaauensis is the source of this 1257-nucleotide messenger RNA. RefSeq lists its product as uncharacterized. Gene Ontology annotation, molecular function: ubiquitin protein ligase activity. The record is from RefSeq and is a predicted model, not a curated record. The coding region runs from base 1 to 1257 and encodes 418 amino acids. The transcript has a single exon. Lineage: Eukaryota; Fungi; Ascomycota; Eurotiomycetes; Eurotiales; Aspergillaceae.
AUGCCAUCUCAAUACUACUCCCACCCACUACCACCUCCCCUCCCCCACCUCUCCGACAUAAUAAAGCUAAAACCAGAGGGAGAUCACCGCUGCCUCGGGUUCGCCUAUACCCAAGGCCGCCGCUGCCUCAACCACACAAACGCCCGAGACCGGAAAACAGCCGUUUCCCUUCUUUACAAAGGCACCAGGGACCUCCACCAGGGGCACCACAUCGACGACCUCCUCGAAGACCUAGCACCCCUCGUCCUAUGCAGGAGAUGGCACCAAAACCAGGCAGCGGAGUUUGUCGAGACGUGGCAGCGUCGCGUGCACCGGUUUGAGCGUUCUUAUAAUACGCCUGCUCUUGCGGCGCCUUCUCAAUCUCCACGUACCACCACAUCUACGUCUACAUCUGCAUCUGCAUCGGCCCGAAGGUCUAGCAGUGGACAACAGGAAUUUGGAGUUGAGCAUCUAGAGAGGAGGCUCCAUGACAUGAGGGUAGGGUUUGAGCUUUCCUAUAAUACGCUUGCACCUGUGGUGUCUUCUCAACCCCCCCGUACCACCACAUCCACGUCUACAUCCACAUCUGCAUCGUCCCGAAGGUCUAGCAGUGGACAGCAGGAACCUGGAGUUGAGCAUCUAGAGAGGAGGCUCCAUGACAUGAGGGUAGAACUUGAGCGACUAAGGGCCUCUGUCUCGAGGACACAGCCGACGGUUCAGAAUUUGAGUUCAACUUCAAAUGGGCAAGCUCGUGCACCUUCUGCAUCUGUUCGUCCAGCCGAUGUUGCUGGUGCCAGCGAUGGCAGUGCACGCUCCAGACGUACAUCGAGUACAAGGUCGUCCGACUCGACAGUAUCAAGUCCAGUGACAUUAAGCUCUGUUCCAAUAAGCCCUGCGUCAACAAGCUUAACAUCACCUUUGGAUGGCACGCCUCGUCAUGUUAGAAGAACAGCUGGGAUCACUUUACCUUCGUCUCGCGCGGGCGAUGCUACCCGUCGACCGAUUGAGGGUGAAUGUGGUAUUUGUCUGAACCUUCUGCGAAGGACUCGGUCUCGCGCUGGUUCUAGUUCUGGCGAUGAAGUAGUGGGUGUUGAUACUGCCGAAGAUACGGACUCUGGUUAUGAGGAGGAAAGUGAGGAGGAAACUGGGGCUGACGAAGGAUUGACUUGGUGCAGAGCUCAAUGUGGAGUCAACUAUCACGCGGAGUGCAUUGGGCAGUGGUUGCAGGAGUCCAGGCAUCGGAAUUGUCCGACUUGUCGGAGUGGGUGGAUUGAGUAG